Molecule: messenger RNA, 1526 nt
Organism: Spinacia oleracea (spinach)
Lineage: Eukaryota; Viridiplantae; Streptophyta; Magnoliopsida; Caryophyllales; Amaranthaceae
Product: polynucleotide 5'-hydroxyl-kinase NOL9
Exons: 10
Coding region: 179-1315 (378 amino acids)
Biological process (GO): cleavage in ITS2 between 5.8S rRNA and LSU-rRNA of tricistronic rRNA transcript (SSU-rRNA, 5.8S rRNA, LSU-rRNA)
Cellular component (GO): nucleus
Molecular function (GO): polynucleotide 5'-hydroxyl-kinase activity
Source: RefSeq, a predicted model, not a curated record
CCUUCACCUUCAUUCAUUAUACCUGGGGCAUAUACACAGCAAAUAACCUUUGAACUUCACUCUCAAACCUCCUCGGAAUUCGCAAACUAUUGUCACUCAUACAGAGACUCAUCACUCGUCGUCAGUAGCAGUUUCUGGCUCUGUCACUGCAGACACACAGAAAGGAUAGAGGCGAAAAAUGGCGGGUUUUGCUCCACUGAGAGAGACUUCAUCACCAGGCAUAGAAAUUUCUGAAGAAUGGUCAGUUGCUGCAGACAACAUAUCAAAAAGUUUCACAUCACUAGCUCCUAUUGUCUUCAUAUGCGGCGCUAAAAACAGUGGCAAGACCACUUUCUCUCGUUACCUCCUCAACACUUUCCUUCCUAGAUACAAAAGAGUAGCUUACUUGGAUACAGAUGUUGGACAGCCAGAGUUCACCCCUCCGGGAUGUCUAUCACUUACCAUAAUUGAUGAAGCAACUCCAGACUUAACUAUCCCUUGUCUGAAAACUCCUCUAAGAUGCUAUUUCUUUGGAGAUGUUUCUUCAAAAAGGGAUCCUGAAACCUACUUGAAUUGUAUAUUUGCACUGUAUGAUCACUACAGCAAGGACCUACAGGUUUCAAGUAAGAAUGCGAGCACUGGUGCAGCUGACCUUCCUCUUAUUAUUAACACGCCUGGCUGGGUGAAAGGUCUUGGUUUUGAUAUACUGGUUGAUAUGUUGAAACACAUGGCUGCAACACAUGUGGUCAAGAUAAAUAUAUCUUCUGUGCGUAAGAAUUUACCUGAUGGGGCAUUCUGGUUGGAUGAGCUUGAUGAAAGUUCCGUUAAGUUGGUGGAGAUGACUUCUGCUCGCAAGGAUUCUUACAACCGAUCGGUGUUGGUGCAAAAGGAAGCACGUCUUAUAAGAGAGCUACGAUUGAUGGCUUACUUUAGGCAGUGCUUUCCGAGUAAUAUGGGUAUCACCACCAUCAAAGAACUCUCCCUUGCAUUAGCCUCUCUCACCCCUUACCAAGUCCCAAUAUCAAGUAUCAAAAUUAGGCAUCUUCAUUGUGAGGUACCAAAUUCUGAAGUCUUCUAUAGUUUGAAUGCAACCAUAGUUGGAUUGGCUGUUAGCUGUGCAGACUCACAAUCUCUGCCUGUCUGCGUUGGCCUUGGUAUCGUGAGAGGCAUUGAUACAUUGAAGAACGUGAUCUAUUUGAUCACACCUGUUCCACAGAAAAUUCUAACUGGUGUAGAUAUUCUCCUGCAAGGAUAUAUUCAGAUCCCUACUGGUUUGUUGCAGGUACAAGGUUGUGUAUCUCCUUACAUGUCUGCAAACGUCGUCCAAACAAACUAGCUGAUAAAGAGCCAAGUGACCGUAGGCACGGAAAAUUUGUUAACGUACCACGUUGGAUAUUGUUCGGGUCAAAAUAUUGACUCGAAUAUAUAUUUGACGAUCAAUUAAACUUGAUUAAUUUGGGUGAAUAAAAUAAUUUAGCCCAUUUAGUUAUUUUAAUUGAAUUCAUUUAUUUUAAUGGUAAAUACCCAACAAAAACGGGUUAAAACUA